Molecule: messenger RNA, 1382 nt
Organism: Rattus norvegicus (Norway rat)
Lineage: Eukaryota; Metazoa; Chordata; Mammalia; Rodentia; Muridae
Gene: Odf1
Product: outer dense fiber of sperm tails 1
Cellular component (GO): polymeric cytoskeletal fiber; cytoskeleton; centrosome
Source: RefSeq, a predicted model, not a curated record
UGAGAGAGCCAAUGACAAUGGCAGACUUAAGGCUGACUUGGUAGGAGUGAAGGGCCGACAGCCAAAAUGAAUCAAGGCUAGAAUGAGGACACCAGAGACUAGUCAGGUGGCUCCUGCCCUUUCCACACCUAGAUCAAUACCACGGUCACAGCCGUGCCUUGUCUCUUUAACUCCUACAAGUCGAGGACACUAAACGGUAGCCCUCAAGGCCCACCAGCACCAAAGGUGAAUGAAUUCUCAGUGGGAAUACCAUCCUGGGAGUAGGCCUGAGGAGGGCCUUAGGGGACCUUAACUGUUUGUGGUUGGCAUGGUAACCAGGACACUAUGACAUACUUAGAAGGUGGGCGAGGUCACAGAACACAAGCUUUAAAGUAAGUGAAUCAUGUGUGGCUCAUUUAAUUUUAAAGGAGGCCUCUGAGAAGAGCUUAGAACAAUUUUUUCCUCUGAGUGCCAUUUCCCAAAGGUACUCACAGAACAAUAAGGUGUGACCAUAAUGGCCGCACUGAGUUGUCUUUUGGACAGUGUUAGAAGGGACAUAAAGAAGGUGGACAGAGAACUAAGACAAUUGAGAUGUAUCGACGAAAUCAGCUCCCGCUGCCUGUGUGACUUAUACAUGCACCCUUACUGCUGCUGCGACCUGCACCCCUACCCCUACUGCCUCUGCUACUCCAAGCGAUCCCGCUCCUGUGGCCUGUGUGACCUCUACUACCCGUGCUGCCUGUGUGACUACAAGCUGUACUGCCUCCGCCCAUCGCUCCGCAGCUUAGAGAGGAAAGCAAUCUGCGCCGCUGAUGGGGGGAAAAGACUCAGAAGGACGACAAAUAGAAUUCUGGCCUCCUCUUGCUGCAGCAGUAACAUUUUAGGAUCGGUGAACGUCUGCGGCUUUGAACCUGAUCAGGUCAAAGUGCGCGUUAAAGAUGGAAAGGUCUGCGUAUCGGCCGAGAGGGAAAACAGGUACGACUGCCUCGGAUCCAAAAAGUACAGUUACAUGAACAUCUGCAAAGAGUUCAGUCUGCCGCCGUGCGUGGAUGAGAAAGACGUGACCUACUCCUACGGGCUCGGCAGUUGUGUCAAGAUCGAGUCUCCAUGCUACCCUUGCACGUCUCCCUGCAACCCCUGCAACCCCUGCAGCCCCUGCAGCCCCUGCGGCCCCUGCGGUCCUUGCGGUCCCUGUGGCCCCUGUGGUCCCUGCGGCCCCUGCGACCCUUGCAACCCCUGCUAUCCCUGUGGAAGCCGAUUCUCCUGUAGGAAGAUGAUCUUGUAAGGUGUAUGAUAAGAACUAUGUCUUAGCAGAAGUCAGUAUUCCAACCAGGCAGCUCUUCAGCAUUUCUCAUCCCCUUCCCACAGCCCGUGUAGGAAACUUAAUACAUAACUGCAUCUGA